CGUCACUUACAAGACUACAAUGAAACACUUCACCUUUGUGAAAAUCUCAAUUGCAAAUGCAUUCCUCAUAUAAUCUCAUAAUUUUGCAUGUUGGCAUCAAUGAAGAGGGCGUGUUACUAUUUUGCAUCGUUAUGGUGGUUACGGUUUACAUGCGGUGAAUUCUAUGCAUGCAAUACUGCGCAGCCUGCGCAGUUUUGUGCGGAUAUUAGGGCGGCUAGGGCGAGUGCGAAGACAUAAGUGCAUGUGUUUGUGCAGUGAAAAUUACAGUGCUGAGUAAAUACAUACGUGAGAUGUCUUUCUUGUCGAGAUGCUGUUGUACAAGCACAGUUAUACUUAACGUAAGGAGACAUGUCACUAUCAACAUUGCUCAAACGUAUUUCAAGGGGCAGCGUAGCAUUUUCAACUGUCUACAUAUGUGGAAGAUGAAACCAGCAAGUUUCAUUCAAAGUGCUAUUACAGGCUUACGAGGCACUACGACAGUAACAUUGAGUACACGUAAAGGUAUAACACCUUCAUCAAGAAAAGUUGUUGGCUAUUGGCUGCUUGGAUGCAGUGGUAUGGUGUUUGGUGCAGUUGUUUUAGGUGGUGUUACUAGAUUGACUGAAUCUGGACUUUCAAUGGUCACAUGGAAACUGUUUGGUGAAAAGGUCCCUUUCACAAAAUUGGAAUGGGAGGAUGAGUUCCAAAAAUACCAGCAGUAUCCAGAAUUUAGAAUUAAAAACAAAAACAUAACACUGGAACAGUUCAAGUGGAUAUGGUGGAUGGAAUAUGGGCACCGUAUGUGGGGACGCGCUAUUGGUGCAGUAUUCAUAAUUCCUGCAACAGUAUUCUGGGCAUGUGGUUGGUUGAAACCAGGAAUGAAGAAAAGGAUCAUUGCAUUUGGAACCUUGAUUGCUUUACAGGGCUUGAUGGGUUGGUACAUGGUACAGUCCGGAUUAGAAGAUCGUUUCCAUGGUGACAGUGAUGUCCCACGAGUGUCCCAAUAUCGACUUGCAACACAUCUAAGUUUGGCCUUCAUUUUAUAUACACUUCUGCUCUGGUCAGCUUUUGAUCAUCUUCUUCCAGCGCAGAGACUUACAGAAGCUGCAUCUGCCUCUGCACGACGAUUCAGAUGGCUGACACAUACUUGUAAAGGCAUGAUAUUUCUAACUGCCCUCUCAGGUGCCUUCGUAGCUGGUUUGGAUGCAGGCUUGGUGUACAAUUCUUAUCCAAAAAUGGCAGAUAAGUGGAUUCCUGAUGACAUUAUGGCAUUUACACCAAAAGUCAGAAAUAUCACUGAAAACCCAACAACAGUCCAGUUUAACCACAGAUUGUUGGGAACGUCGACUCUUGCUCUCAUCUCUGGAAUGUGGCUGUUGUCUCGCAAGCUGAAACUGCCACCUCGAGCCCACACAGCUGCAGCAGCAGUUGCUGUCAUGGGGUGGACGCAGGUGAUUCUUGGUAUAUCUACACUACUGCUGUAUGUACCAGUACCACUUGCAGCAAGUCAUCAAUCUGGAUCAUUGGUGCUCCUUUCACUUGCUGUUUGGCUUACUCACGAGCUCAAGUAUAUUAAAAGGCUACCAAAAUAGUAUGAACAGUGUUGAAGUAAUCUAAACUUCGCCCCCCCCUCCCAUUAUUGGGAAGUGAAGAAUGGUUUCCAGCAUAUUAUAAGUGUUGAAGAUUUGAAGUUUUAAUGGCAGUGAUUUUGAAGACGACUGUCUUCUGGGAUGUGAUGGUAGAUCAUUACUGGCAAUUCAGAGGAACAUAUGCCUUCAAUUUCAGGGUGGAUGGCUCUUCUACCUUGAAGAAGAAGGCAGCACUGUCCUCCAAAAUAUCAGUGACAGUCUACCAGAGAACUCAUCACAUCUCAGAAGACAGUAAUCUUUUACUAUAAUAAAAUACUUUUUAACAUCAGGACAAGGAGAAAGAAAGAUUAUGAAUCAUACAAGAGGUUGUAACAUUUUUGCCCAUGCAUGAGACGUUCUCAGCUGAAUAAUGAAGAAGUCAUGCUUGUAGAGGAGAACUUUGUUUUGUUGUUUGAGAUAUUAUUUUUUUCUGUUGAAUUCCAAACUAUUGGCAUAGAUUCUGUGGUCUUAGUGCUGGAUAGCCUUAACACCUGGAAUUUACUUAAUAGACACCAUUUUUAAUUAACAUUUUUUAUACUGUAUCCAUAAUUGGUCUAAAUGUCUUGCCUAAAAGAUAGUAUACAGAGCUGCAAGACCUGGCCCCAGUUUUUUCAAGGGCUGGAUCUUUAUUCUUGUUCAUUCCCAUGUGUCAUUCUUUCUCAUCAAUCAAACAUUAACCAGAGUCCAUAGAUCCCAAAGAAAAACGUUAAAAAAAAAGAGCAUCAAAUGUCUCACUUUGGUUCCUGUAGCAAUGGCUCUGAAACUUAUUUUGUGUAUUGACUAGAUAAAUAUGGGAAAGGGGAAAAACGUAACACACAGAGACCUUCCCCAUUCCAUCUCAACUGCUACAACGGAACUAUUGAUAAUGCUGUAAAUGAUACCAGUAAAAUAAUGUCAGAAGUUUUGUUCUGGUUUUGGGCUUUAUUGGCAAUUCUGGUUACCACCCAGAGGAUCCUCAAGUGAUUGACAAACCAUGAAAUUGUUAAAUGUCUUUAUUCGUAACAUUUGUAUAUAUAUAAAUCAGAAGGGAAGACGUUGACUCUUGUUGUUCAGUGUUCAGUAUAGUGAACAUAACUGGCUUUAACUGUGAUAUCAGUUGCAUUAUGAUACCUGGGAGAUUUUCAAAACCACUGCUGAACACCACCAGUCAGUGGAUUGUUCAGCAUGUAAGUCAUGGUAUCCAUAUUCCAGCCAUGCUCUGUUAAGUGUCAUAUCAUGUUAUUAAACCCCUGUACCAGAUGA
Molecule: messenger RNA, 2849 nt
Organism: Cryptotermes secundus
Lineage: Eukaryota; Metazoa; Arthropoda; Insecta; Blattodea; Kalotermitidae
Product: cytochrome c oxidase assembly protein COX15 homolog
Exons: 9
Coding region: 291-1571 (426 amino acids)
Biological process (GO): heme A biosynthetic process
Cellular component (GO): mitochondrial inner membrane
Molecular function (GO): oxidoreductase activity, acting on NAD(P)H, heme protein as acceptor
Source: RefSeq, a predicted model, not a curated record